This is a messenger RNA of Gavialis gangeticus (Gharial), 3927 nucleotides long. It is a transcript of the gene SAMD8, whose product is annotated as sterile alpha motif domain containing 8. Gene Ontology annotation, molecular function: sphingomyelin synthase activity; ceramide cholinephosphotransferase activity; protein binding. The coding region runs from base 156 to 1403 and encodes 415 amino acids. The transcript is spliced from 6 exons. The record is from RefSeq and is a predicted model, not a curated record. NCBI's taxonomy places the organism in Eukaryota, Metazoa, Chordata, Crocodylia, Gavialidae. Gene Ontology annotation, cellular component: Golgi membrane; endoplasmic reticulum membrane. Gene Ontology annotation, biological process: ceramide biosynthetic process.
GUUGCCGACGCCGGGACGGCUAGCUCGCCGCGGGCGGCACUUCCGGCUGCGGGAUGGGGUGGUUGCAGUCUGAGUGGGGUAGGCGCUGCCCGCCACCGGGAGCUUCCGCCGCCACCACGUAACGCUGCCGCCUCGCCCAGGUGGAGAGUAAGACAAUGGCAGGCAACAAUCAGCUUUGCAUUAGACGUUGGACUACCAAGAAUGUAGCCAAAUGGCUGAGGGAAGAAGGCUUCUGCGAGUAUGUGGACAUCUUGUGCAAUAGGCACAGAUUGGAUGGAAUUACAUUAUUAACUCUGACUGAAUAUGAUUUACGAUCACCUCCUUUGGAAAUCAAAGUCUUAGGAGAUAUCAAAAGGCUCAUGUUAUCUAUACGCAAAUUGCAAAAACAACAUUUUGAUGUUUUAGAAGAGUUGGGUUACAGUAGUGAUAGUCACAUUGGAACAAUUUCUCCUACUGUUGGCUCCCUUUCGGGUACGGAUUGGUUCUGUAAUGGUGAAGUACCACGGGAUUGUGAUGAACCAGUUACUGACUUAAAUGAUGAUCAGUAUCAAUACACAAAUGGAAAAAGCAAACAGCAAACCCGGAGACUGGACCCAGAAUACUGGAAGACUAUUUUAAGUUGUGUUUAUGUUUUCAUAGUGUUUGGCUUUACAUCAUUUGUCAUGGUUAUAGUACAUGAACGAGUACCUGACAUGCAAACAUAUCCACCACUACCAGACAUAUUUCUAGACAGUGUUCCUAGGAUACCAUGGGCCUUUGCCAUGACUGAAGUAUGUGGUGUGAUUCUCUGCUAUAUCUGGCUUCUGGUUCUUCUUCUUCACAAACACAGGUCUAUACUUCUGCGAAGAUUAUGCAGCCUGAUGGGGACAGUGUUUUUGUUACGCUGUAUCACAAUGUUUGUUACCUCACUGUCUGUGCCAGGCCAGCAUCUUCAGUGUUCUGGCAAGUUGUAUGGAAACAUGUGGGCAAAACUUCAGCGAGCAUUUGCAAUUUGGAGCGGGUUUGGAAUGACACUAACUGGAGUACAUACGUGCGGGGAUUAUAUGUUCAGUGGCCAUACUGUUGUUCUGACUAUGCUGAACUUCUUUGUCACAGAAUAUACACCAAGAAGCUGGAACUUCUUGCAUACUUUAUCCUGGGUCCUGAAUCUGUUUGGAAUCUUCUUCAUUUUGGCUGCACAUGAACAUUACUCUAUAGAUGUCUUCAUUGCCUUCUACAUCACCACAAGACUCUUUUUGUACUACCACACAUUGGCUAAUACCAGAGCAUAUCAUCAGAGUAGGAGAGCAAGGAUUUGGUUCCCCAUGUUUUCCUUUUUUGAAUGCAAUGUUAAUGGCACAGUUCCAAAUGAGUAUUGCUGGCCCUUUUCAAAACCUGCCAUAAUGAAAAGGCUAAUUGGAUAAAGACCAUCUCCCUGAUGUAGCCCAAAUAUGCACAAAGUAUUCAUGCUUACAUGACUACGGAACUGACUUGAAAAAUAGGAAAAUAACUACUUCUUGUUUUCAUCCCUGAGGUCUCCUAAUAAUCUUGCUGCUUAGCUUCUCAUAAUCAAGUUUCUUUUAGUAGAAAGCAAGAUUAGGGUAAAUAGCAGCUGCCAGUUAAUAAUUAGGUAUCUGAAGCAGAAGUCCUAGUUACAGUCUUUAGAAAGGUUCUAGGUAAAGUAAAACUUACACUUCUGAUGUAUGCUUGUAUUGAAUUUAGUUUGUUGCUUGGAGGUCCAAAUACUUUCUGGUCCUUGGAAUGUCUGCCUGUACAGAUAAUGUCAAGUAGUAAUUCGUUUGCCAGUGACUUGCUUUUAAAAAUAUUAAUUAUAAAUAUAAUAUUUAAAUUGAACUGUUUACACUUAUACAGUGAGUUUCUGAAGAGUAUUUUGUCAUAUUGUGGAAAAUAGUAGAGCUCCUUACUAAAAAGGGGUCUCAAAGCUUAAAUAAGAGGUCUGAAAAAUCAUAGUGGACACUGCGUGAUCUAUAUACAAGAUGCCAAAAAAUGAAACCAUCUGCCUUUUGAAUAUGCACUGAUGAUUUAUGGAUAGGGCUUUUGUGAACUGUUUAUUCUGUUAUCCUACCGUGUGGAGGUUUCCUUUUCACUCCUGCAUGAGUGGGUAAAAACUAAGACUGUUUUGUUGAAAAUAAAGUUGACUUAAUGUUAGUGCCACAGAAUAACACUGUUCUGUGUGAUCCAAACAUUUAAUUCUCCAGGCUUGCACAUGCUUUAUGAGCAAUUAUUUAACCACUGGAAGAAUAAAACAGUUAAGCUUCAAGUAUUUUAAUGUUCCAUAAAUGGAUGGGAAUGUGCAUGUAGUGAUUCAGGAAUAGCUUAAUAGUGAAUUUUAGGAAUAGUGCUAACAUUGAUACUCCUGUUUUAAAUUCUUAUCCUAAUCCAUUUGAUAUCAGCAGAAUGUUGAAUAUCUUUGGAUAAAGGUUUUUGACAAAUGGGGUAUAUAUAGUAAAUGACUGAAUUAUAUUAGUCUUUUCUGGCAGUUUUGAAAUUAGAUUGGUUCUUAAGCUGCUUGUUUAUUACAUUAAGAAUUAAAAUACCAUAGGUGAUUUACCUUCCAUAAUAUGGAUCACUUUUUGUGAACGAGCUCUGUCUGUGCUUAUGAAGGGAAUAGUAAAUAGAACUGGGGAUAGAAGUACUGUAUGCAAGAUGGUUCUGACUUCAGUUAUUUAAAUUCAAUGUUAAGCUUAUGCUUAAUAUAAAAUGGUAGUUUUUAAUUUGAGAGUUGCAAACUGCAACAAAUAUUUGUGAUUAGCACUCGAAUCUCCUAUGUCAAUUUCAAGUUCAGCGAGUGUGUGUGAAGAGGUAAUGAGCCAGUCUUGCAAAGUUUCUGUGAAAUUUUGCCAGUCUACCACAAGUUAUUGAAUCUCAGCUUAAAGCGACUAAAGCAUGCUUGCCAGUCGGGUAGGCUUCUAUAAGACUUAGUAACAUAUCUGAAGCUUUGUAAUCUGCUUUGAUCUCCCUACACCUACGUCUCUCUAACAAUCCAACUUUGAACUUGGAAUUACAAGCGUCGUUUAUCUAGAUCAUAUUUUCUAAACUUACUAAUAUUUUUAAAAAAUUGCAACUUAAUUCCUUGGAGGAAUUUCAGAUACUUAUGUAUCUGUACCAAAAGUAUUAGAGAUGCAUAUUAGAAGUUCUGAUAACCUGCAGACACAGGUAUUUAUAACAUUCCAUUUUUUAACAGAUUGCAGAUUUUAUAUCACUCAAAACCCUGUCAGAUGCUCUUGACAUCCAAACUGCAGAAGUACAGAUGCUUCACCAAAAAAAAAAAAAAAAGACAAGAAAAGAAAAACCCUUUUUCUUUAUCACACUUACAUUUGCUCUCUUUUUAUUGGGUUGUUGUUUUGAACAAGAAAUAACUCAAAUGUGUUUUUUAGGUUAGGCAGAUUUGUAUUUGUAUUUUGCUAUAUUCAGGAAACUAGUCAAAUUAGCAAGAUUGCUGACUGAGUUAACUACGUCUGAAUUAUAGAAUUAUUUGAGAAUCUUUUAUUUUGUUGUAUCUAGUAAAGCAAAAGUUUUUUUUUUUUUUUAAAUAAUUUAUCAACCCAACAAAGGCAGUUUAUGUAAGGUAAAAUACUACUACUUUUCAUUUUUUGAAGCUCAAAUAUUUUGACUUCCGCCUGAGUAAAUGUAACGCAUUAAAGGCAGUAGUGGUGUAUCUUUUUGAGUAUUUUUAGAAGAUAUUUGUCUACACAAUUGCUUUGCCUAUUAAUGCAUUGAUUCUCUUACUGCUAAGAAUCUGUGUACAAUAUUUGUAAUAUGCAGAAAUUGGUUUCCUGAGAACUGGGAAGUUGUUAAAUCAGUUGUUUGGAGAUGAACCUGUGGAAGUUAGCCACAUCUGCCAAUAAACACAAAGUGAAUUGUGAAGAUUUCAAAGAAAAAUCUCACAUGUUCUUACUCACAGUUUCCUAAAUAACUUGAGUUAGC